AACUCAAAGUCCCCUCCUCGUCAGUCGUGUCGUGUGUGUUUAUGGGGACUGAUCAAACUGCGGAAAGAGGAACUGCAGUGAGAAUGAACAAUCUGUGCACCAUACAGCAACUAAACGCGGAGCCGGAGCCGGACCAUAUAAAGACUCUGCGUCUGACUCUUCGUGAGGAUCACUCUCCAGAGAGGGGGGAUUCCACCAAAGUAAAGCCAGUAGGACGAGCUUUUGCCCUUAUUUCUUCCCGACCUUUCCGUGGUACCCAGCCCCUAAACUCUGAGCUCAUCAAGUCCAAAGAUGGAGAUGAAGAGAUAAUAAAGGUCUAUUUGAAAGCUAAAGCUGAAAACAAAGCCAACCAUGAGUGGAGUGUCAACCAAUUAAAAAAUGAAGUGCGGCAGAUCCAGGAGGCUCGUACUUCAAUCAAAAUUCUCAGAGAAGAUUUUGCUUCUGUAUCUUCUAAAUAUAGAGAAAAUGAUCUGCAGUCGAACAAGCAGGUGGAGUUGCUGAAUGGGGACAGACACUAUGGAGACAGCUGGAGGGAAGCUCCAUCGACAGAAGAGAUUGAAGACUUCCCAUUAGACAAUGGGAAGAACCUGCGAGAAACAGCUCAGAAGUUGUUUUACAAGCUUCAGGAGGCAGAGAGAAGACAGCAGGAUGAAAGGAGGCUAUAUGAGGACAAGCUGAGCCGAUGUCAGCAGGAGGCUGAACAGAGCAAUAGAGCUCGCAAGGAGGCUGAAGAGACUGCAACAGAACGGCAGAGAGAGGUGGAGGAGCUCAGGAGAUUAAUGGGAAAUAUGGAGAAGGAGCAUAAAGAUCUACUGCAGAAGAUGAAAGAGAAUGAGCAAGAGUUAGAACAUGAGAAAGGAAAGAAUCAGCAGGAUGGUCCUCUGAAGGAAAGGUGUGAGGAACUGGAGAAGACUGUAUCAGGGCUCAGAGAGAAGAUUCAUCACCUAGAUGACAUGUUGAAGAGUCAGCAGCGCAAAGUCCGCCAAAUGAUUGAACAGCUUCAGAACUCUCGGACAGCAAUGCAGGAAAAAGAUUCUCUCAUCCAGGACCUGCAGGAGAAAGUGUCAUGGCUGCAGGCAGAGAAUCUAGAACUCCAGGACAAACUGGAACAUUUUCGGUCUUCCCAACCUGGACAAAUGCCUUUUACUUCAAGAAACUACUCUAGGCCCAACAUGCAGAAUGUGAAACGUGUGUAUAUUCCCGCUGGCUCUGGAAGACCAUUACCACUUAUUAAGCUGGUGGAGACAUGAGUUGAGAGGCGUAUUAUUACUGUGGACUGAAGCUGGCACAGUGCCUAUCUUCCCUUUUUAUCCUGCCUCUUGCACUCUAGCAGACAUCGCUGGCGGUGGGCUAGGUGCAAAGAGCUUGCUCUUAUUGCUUAACUGUUUUCCCUUCUUAGAAAAUACCUCUGUGAUAGCAUCCAUCCUGUGAUCCCUGAAGAAGUUACUGAGGAUAUUAAUUACCCUGUAUGAUUGAAGGGAAUAUGUCAUGGUGUCCAGGAACCUGGAGUUCUGCUCUACAAAAAAAUAAGUCUGGAAAAUAGAACAUUCACAAAGGCUGGGUGCAUUUAACAAACUGUGUUCCAGGAUGCUUUGCACCAGAAGUUGUGACUUACAAGCCAUCAGCUAACUUAUUACUGUCACUAUAAGCAAUUAAAGGAGUAAGUGCCUUGAACAUCUCUAACUUAACACCAACAUCCCUGUUAGUGGAUGGCAGCUCGUGUCUCUUAUGGUACUAAGCUACUCUUAAUCUGUUAAAAUUGUGGUGUGCACAAGGGGGUUAUGAACAUGACAAUCCUUGCACCGCUCUCUUCAUCAGCUGCUGCCAGGAAUGCCUAUUGGUUUUUCUGCAUAGCACUGUGCAUACUGGCAUGGGUCUUCUGGUAUUUUAUACACUUUACAUACUUAGAAACACACAAAUCACAUCUGGUGUUUUCCCUGUGCCUUACUGAGAGCUUUGAAAUGUUUCUAGAGGCUAUAAACCUAAAGGUCUUAAAAACCUGCACAGAGCUUUCCAAGUCUCACAGGUCUCAUGUCCCAUAUAAAGUACAAUAACAAAUCUGAUCUGUGAUGUAUUUGCACUUAGGAGACCAGAACCUGAACAGCAUAACCCUAAAUUCCUUGCACAGUUACCAGAGCUAAAAGGCUGUGACACACUGUAAGUGAUGCGAGGCGAAGCAGCUGCUUUGCGUCGCUUCUGAAGUUCAAAUAUUUCAACUCUUAGCGCUCAGCUACCCGACCUACUGUGACUGAGCGCGCAGAGAUGAAAAGGCAGGACACACUGAGUCCGCAUAGCCGCAUCAUCACGCUGCGCACUGCUCUCAGUGUAUCACCGCCUUAACUUGUAUGGAAUGUUCUGUUAAUUUAACACUUUGUACUGUAAAUUGUUGGUGCUGAGAAACACUAGGCUAUGGGACCUUUUGUUGAGGCCUUUCCGUCUGUAAGGGUGUUUUCCCCUCCACUACAUCCUAACCUUAACGUUAGCCUGUUUGAUUAAUGGGCUUUUUCUGUAUCUUGAAUGUAUUAGAACUGAGUUGUAUAUAGUAAUCAAUAAAUUAUAUUAUAUUUA
Molecule: messenger RNA, 2568 nt
Organism: Bombina bombina (fire-bellied toad)
Lineage: Eukaryota; Metazoa; Chordata; Amphibia; Anura; Bombinatoridae
Gene: TUFT1
Product: tuftelin 1
Exons: 13
Coding region: 42-1250 (402 amino acids)
Biological process (GO): intracellular signal transduction
Cellular component (GO): intracellular anatomical structure; I band
Source: RefSeq, a predicted model, not a curated record